CGGCAAGCGAAAGGUCAAUGACGCGUGCGUAAUUCCAAUGGAACACGCACGAUCGGCUUAAUCACCAGCCCGUCAGCGAAAAACCUAUUAAAUACCCAAAAACCAUCUGCAUUCCUUUCGCAAUUUCUCCGCAACCCAAACCAAAAAGACUAUACACAAUGGCCACCAACCUGCACAAAGCCAACCCCAACAGCCUGCCCGUGACACUUGUCGUCCACCUCCGGUCCAAGCCUCAACACCAAGACGCCGUGUCGGCCCUCCUCCAGAAGGCCGCCAGCAUCUACAUUAAAGACCAAGGAACGAUCGGUUGGCACGUCAUGCAAUCCCCAUCGGAUCCGAACCAGUUUGCGAUUGUGGAGAGGUACGAGUCCGUACCCGACAUUGAGACGCAUAAAAAGAACCCGUUUUUCAAGGAGUUUGGGCUAAAGGUCAAGGACCUCUUGGAUGGAGAGCUAAAGAUUGAGAUGUUUAGGGAGCUCAGCAAGCUUUGAUAGGGAAUUGAUAGUAUUUAUUCAUUGAAAAAUAGUGAAUACAGGGUUGGCAGGACUCGUUUGAGAGCCUCAUGCUGCAUUUUUAGCAUAUUUGGAUUUGUACACGUGUGGUAUAUUUGCCAAUGAAAUAUGGUAGCGCCAAUGCAUCCAAAUAACGA
Messenger RNA from Spizellomyces punctatus DAOM BR117, 649 nucleotides. RefSeq lists its product as uncharacterized. NCBI's taxonomy places the organism in Eukaryota, Fungi, Chytridiomycota, Chytridiomycetes, Spizellomycetales, Spizellomycetaceae. The record is from RefSeq and is a predicted model, not a curated record. The transcript has a single exon. The coding region runs from base 159 to 491 and encodes 110 amino acids.